AGAAAGAGUCUGCUGAGAGCGAGGGUCAUGGACUUCAUCACCUCCACGGCCACCCUGCCCCUGCUGUUGGGCUGCGUGGGCGUCUUCAGCCUCUGCAAGCUGCUGCAGUGGCUGCGCACGAGAGCCUACGUCCGGAACGCCGUGGUGGUCAUUACCGGUGCCACGUCGGGCCUGGGCCGAGAAUGUGCCAGAGUUUUCCACGCUGCCGGUGCCAAGCUGGUGCUCUGUGGCCGGAACGCCGAGGCCCUGGAGGCGCUCACCCGAGAACUUGCUGCUUCCCGGGCUACUGAGGUGCAGACUCACAAGCCUUACACGGUGACCUUCGACCUCACGGACCCUGGGGCCAUAGUGGGGGCCGCUGCAGAGAUCCUGCAGUGCUUUGGCUAUGUGGAUGUGCUCAUCAACAACGCCGGGAUCAGCUACCGUGGCACCAUUUUGGACACCAGCCUAGACGUGGACAGGAGAGUCAUGGAGACAAACUACUUUGGUCCAGUUGCCCUGACGAAAGCGCUCCUGCCCUCUAUGAUCAGAAGGCGCCAGGGCCACGUUGUCGCCAUCAGCAGUAUCCAGGGCAAAAUCAGCGUUCCCUUCCGAUCCGCGUACGCGGCCUCCAAACACGCGGCCCAGGCCUUCUUCGACUGUCUGCGGGCCGAGGUGGAGCAGCAUGACAUCGAGGUGACCGUCGUCAGCCCCGGAUACAUCCACACCAACCUCUCCCUCAACGCCGUCACGGCCCAUGGGUCCAAGUAUGGAGUGAUGGACAAGACCACGGCCCAGGGCCAAAGCCCCUCACAGGUGGCCCGAGACGUGCUGGCUGCCGUGGGGAAGAAAAAGAAGGACGUGGUCCUGGCCGACGUGGCGCCUUCCCUGGCUGUUUACCUGCGGACUCUGGCUCCCAGCCUCUUCUUUAGCCUCAUGGCCUCCCGGGCCAGGAAGGAGCAGAAAGCCAAGCACUGCUAG
This is a messenger RNA of Lipotes vexillifer (Yangtze River dolphin), 960 nucleotides long. It is a transcript of the gene DHRS7B, whose product is annotated as dehydrogenase/reductase 7B. The transcript is spliced from 6 exons. Gene Ontology annotation, molecular function: oxidoreductase activity. Lineage: Eukaryota; Metazoa; Chordata; Mammalia; Artiodactyla; Lipotidae. Gene Ontology annotation, cellular component: membrane. The record is from RefSeq and is a predicted model, not a curated record. The coding region runs from base 28 to 960 and encodes 310 amino acids.